AUGAAAGAAGCAGUGUCAGCUGGCUAUAAGAGCAAACCGCUAUCUCAUGGCCAUCACUCAAAGCAAAGAGAUAGAGACCCUAAAUCGCCCGGUAACCAAGGCCCAUCUAGAGAAGAAAGAUAUAAGAAAGCUUCUACUUUCACUCCUCAACGGGAAAAUGAUGAGAGAGGUGCAAAUCAUAUAACCCGUGCGGAAAGGGCCAAAACUCAGGACGAAGGGCUAUCCAAAGCUAACGCCGAUCCCGAGGUCGGGGUAUCGAUUGACUCUUCCGAAGACGCUCAUCAGGACUUUCAGCGUAUCGAUACACCUGAAGAUCUCCAGGAAACAAAUUCCCGGAACUUUUCACGGAAUCAUCGCGCAACAAAACCAAAGGGGGGGAUUUUGCAUACCAUUACAGAAUUUACAGCCCCGUUCUUCUCUGACCGGACGGAAGAGCCCAACAACGAUCUCGAAAAAAGCAUCGCUAAAUUGGAAGAUGAGCUCCGUUCCAAGGACAAACAGUUGGAUGAGGUCAAGGCGCGCCUCCAGAAACAGGGCAAAAUGCACCAGCACCAAACACAAGAACUGAAUGAAAAUUGGACAAAGCAAUGCCAGACAGUUUGGCAGGAGCGCUCUCAUUUUGAGGCCCAAUUAAAGACAACAAUGGCCCAGCUAGAAGUGGCCAAGAAGGAGAUACAGCAACAGGAAGCGGUGGUCACAGAUAUUCGCACCAAACAGAUAUCCGAUCUCGCCUCUGACGUCUCAAACGAAUUACCGGACGACAAGGUACGAGAAGCGCUGAGAGUCUUUUUUCAGGGGGAUUUCUUUUCUUGGUGCUCGGAUCUUUGCGCUCCAGAGUUGAAGGAUCCAGAUCAAGUUGCAAUUCAUCUCCAUUCGAUGAAUAUCCUAAACACUACCAAGACUUACCUUCAGUCUCCCGAAUUUCUGAAACUGGAUUUAAGAUUAGGUGAUGGUGAGGCGUCAUUACCUCUGCUACAAGCAGCGCUUUCCAGCUUUCUUUGUCGCGAGUUCUUGAAAUCCCCAUACUUUCUCGUGGAUAUGAACCCUAGGCUGCACAGGGAGAGCCAAGUUGCAGGCAGUCCGGCCCUCGAUGCAAUUGAGUCGACGUUGGCCAAAGUGCAACCUGAUGCUGCCAUAGACUGGCGAAUCAAUACAUUGCAAACCUUAGAGAAAUCUACACCCAUGACAACAAAGGCAGCGGAAAAUUCCGCAACAGUCUUUUUGAAUAACUUCCAGUUUUUGAUCGAUGAACUAUAUUGGGACGAUAAGGAUGCGAAGGGUGAUCUGGCCAAGAUAAUCUUGAGCUUUGCAACCUUGUCUCUGCGACUUUGGAAGAGGAGAGGUAAUAUUAACGUGCACUACAUUAACAGCUUCGCGAACAUUCCGUUUCGCUGGAAGUCUCCCUCAAUGGAUGCAGACGCCCAGGCGCUUGCUACUCUAGGCUCGCAGACAGAAGGGCGGCCUAUUGCUCUUCUGAUGAGACCUGGUAUUAUUUCACAACCAUUGGCGAGAUCUGGCGAUGUGAAGGUAGAGGUUACAUGGCUGAAGGCUUUGGCCUGGAUCUCGAGCCGUGUGGACGGGGAUGAAACUAUGGGCCAGUAA
Clonostachys byssicola is the source of this 1602-nucleotide messenger RNA. Lineage: Eukaryota; Fungi; Ascomycota; Sordariomycetes; Hypocreales; Bionectriaceae. The record is from the annotation of a GenBank genome assembly.